This is a messenger RNA of Diversispora eburnea, 1449 nucleotides long. The record is from the annotation of a GenBank genome assembly. NCBI's taxonomy places the organism in Eukaryota, Fungi, Glomeromycota, Glomeromycetes, Diversisporales, Diversisporaceae.
AUGGAAAGCAUAUUAGAGCAGCAACGUAAAGCUCAUGAAGAAAUUGAGCGUUUAGAACAAACAAUCGUUGAACAGUUCAUUAAUGAACCCAAAACUCAUAAAGAAAGAUUAUCUCGUGAACAUAGAGUCAGCGAUUUUCUUGAUCGAAUCAGUUCGAGAAGUAAAUUUUUAUAUGACCUUUAUGACGAUUCUGAUAAUGCACGUAAAGCAGAAAUUGAUGAGUUAUCUGGAACUUCAGAAUUUAGUGAAUUUUAUGGACGUUUAAAAGCAAUCAAAGAUUAUCAUCGUCGAUAUCCUAAUGAAACUGUAGAACCUCUAGAAUUAGAAUUUAUUAACCAAUCUAAAUUACUUGGAGAAGAUGAUGAAUUAGAUAAGCUAUUUUCAGGCGAAGAAGGAUGUGGAAGAUUUCUAGAUUUGCACGCUCUUCAUGAACAAUAUGUAAAUUUAAAGAAUGUGAAAAAGAUCGAUUAUUUGACUUAUUUGAGUGAAUUUGACAAUUUUGCUGAUUAUCCUAAAGAGAAUAAGCAUGGAGAAUAUAUUAAAUAUCUAAAUGAUCUUCGUAGUUAUUUAGAAAGCUUUUUUAAAAGAGUUAAACCUCUAUCAAAUUUAGAUGAUAUAAAAAAAGAAGUUGAAGUUGAUUUUGAUCAAAAAUGGAAUGAUGGGAUUUUUCCUGGAUGGUUAAGACCUAUUGGAGAAGAAAUUUCACACAAUCUGUUCUGUGUGGCUUGUAAGAAGGGAUAUACAAAGAAGACAGUUUUUGACGCUCAUCUAAAGAGCAAAAAACACAUAAAAGCUGCAAAUUCAAUGAUGGAACAAGGGGUUACUUCAGUAGAUCAAGAGACUCAAACCAAAUUAAUAAAAGAAGCGGAAGACGCAAAAGAUAAAAGAGAAAAAGAUGUUGCAUUUAACGAAGCCUUGAUACAAAAAUAUUCUGAAAUACUAGGAUCUCAACGUGAAGAUACUAAAGCAAAUGUUGAGAGAAAACGGGCUUUAACUGAUCGAGAGCGUAGAAUGGAACUAGAAGCUGAAGAGGUGGAUGAUGUAGAAUCAGAGUCAGAAGAUGAAGAUAAAAUUUAUAAUCCUUUAAAAUUGCCUCUUGGAUGGGAUGGUAAACCAAUUCCAUAUUGGCUAUAUAAACUUCACGGUCUUGGAGUUGAAUAUCCUUGCGAAAUAUGUGGAAAUUAUGUAUAUAUGGGUAGAAAGGCAUUCGAUCGACAUUUUCAGGAAUGGAGGCACGCACAUGGAAUGAGAUGUUUGGGUAUUCCAAAUACGCGACAUUUUCAUGAAAUCACUUUGAUAGAAGAUGCUUACGCAUUGUGGGAAAAACUUAAAAGUUCAGGUAAAUCCGAUGAAUUUAAAGCGGACACAAUGGAAGAAUUUGAAGAUCAAGAAGGCAAUGUUUUUAAUAAAAAGACUUAUGACGAUUUGAAACGUCAAGGGUUGUUGUAA